UUGUACUUUUCCUUCCUCUCCACUUCAUAGAAACUAUGGGGAACGCAGGGAGUGCCCCAGAGGAAGUUGAAGGGGACCACACGUGUCCAGUAAUAAGCUAUCAGGCUCUCCCUGAAUCUCCUGCAACUGUUAAAAAUGGAUCUGCUGUAUUUGCCCAGGAUCAUUCUCCUGCAAUGAAUGGUGGAGUGGCUGUGAAGGAGAGUGGUGCACGGGAUAAUGCAGCUGCUUCUUCCCCAAAGACAAAGGAGCUGAGUGCUGCCGUGGUGGGCAGGGAGGCUGCUGGGAGCGCUGCCAGCAGGGCUCUGCCAUCUGCAAAGCUCCGCUCUGUCUUUGCGUUUUCAUGGUCUGUACCAGGGCGUACUGAAGACCCAGCGUUGGAUUCAUCGGUCGGAUUGGCGAAGCUUGAUGUCAGCUCGGAGGCACACGGCGUGAACAAAGCACCGAGUGACAGCGCGGCCUCCCCUGCGGCAGCUGCGCCUCAGCACAGCACCCAUAAAGAGCCAGACCAGGCCCUGCCAGCAGCCGCACCUCAACUCAGCAGCCCCACAGUGCCAGGGACACCUGAGGGAGAGGAUGCGGUCGUGCUGAAGCCAAAACAAGUCAACUUUUUUGACAAGAUCUUCAAACUGGAGAAGGGGAAGGAGAGGAGCCAAGUGCAGCCGGGUGCCCAGGAGGGUGGGCAGCCUUUGGGUGCUCCUGACGGGCACAGCACUGCACAAGAGGCAGCUGGACCGCAGAGUGCUUCCCACAGCAUCCCGACUGAGAAGGAGAUAGAUGACUGCAACCAGAGGGACCUCCGGCAGGACUCAGCAGGUGUCAGCGGUCUCCCUGCUGGGCAGCCUGAAAAGGCAGAGGUAAAGCAAGACAACACCCAAGCAGCUGCUGCAGUGGACAACAACCCCGUCAUGAGUUUCCUUAAAACGCUGGUCUCCCCAAGCAAAGCUGAAGCCAGAAGUGAACCUGAAGACAAGGGAUCGAAAGCAGAACAAGGCCGUGGUGGGCAGCCUGCUCCGAAGACUGCAGAAUCCCCAACCAAAGGAGCCAAGAAAAAGAAGGCAGAGAGUCCCAAGCUAGGACACAGCACGUUUAGCAAACUCUUUAGGCAUAAGGCUGUGAAGGAGACCCAACAGACGACUAACACCAAAAUAAGUGAACAGCAGCCUGUCACCUCUGUAAAAUCAGACAAAAAUGUUCCUUCUGCUCAAGAGCCACAGACAGCUAAGCAGAACACAAAGGCUCCUGAGCCCACAGCCCAGCAGCAGGCAGCAGCCACUGAAGCCCCCAGAGAGGCAGCAAAGGAGAAAGGGUCAUCCACCCCCAUGCCACUGAGCAAACUCUUUUGGAAAAAGAACGCAUCGGAAGAAGCAGAGUUUGCUCACAGUGAGAAAGCAGACGCAUCUCUAGAAGCUGUGACUCCCGACAAAGACGAGAGGAGCCCAGAAGUGCUGGAAGUGAAACCUAGAAGAGAAGAAAGCAAAACCCCCAAAGCAAACCUGAGGAAGUUUUUUAAACUGUCAGGCAGGGGCAGUGGAGGGCCGACCCCCCUGGCAGAGGAGAUUGUCCCCAGCCCUGGCCACCAAACGCUAAACUCCACAGAGAGGCCAGUUGCAACAGCUGAAAGUGAACCAGUGGGCCAAAAAAGCAAGGAGAGUUCCAAAGACAAGAAGCCGCCAGCGGAGCUGAGCAAGCAGAAGGGCAGCAAGCAGGAAACCAGAGAGCAGCCAGACUGCAGGGAGCAGCACGCAGCUGAGACCGACUCCAUCCAGAGCGGAGGGGAUGCUGCCAAGGACCCCACCUCCUUCAAGAGGAUGGAGAAGAGGCAGUCGUUUGGAGGGUUUUUUAAAGGCCUUGGUUCCAAAAGGAUGUCUGAUGCUGAAGUGCAGACAGAUCCAGUGUCUAUCCUACCUGCUGGGAAAUCCAAGUAAUGGCUGUGGGAGGAUGGGCAGCUCCCUGUGAGCUCACCUGCACCAGAGAUGAUGCAUUAUUUUCCUUUAGGUGGCUGUCAUCAAAUGCCCAAGGCUCAAGCAAACGCUGGAGUAUCUUGUAAGGUGUAUCAUUUGCAGGGUUUGUUCUUUAGAUGUUAGAAAGAAAAUGUGAAGAUCAUCAAGAAUGUGUAGUAGUAUAUUUAAAGAAAGGUCAUGUGGAUGAUUUUUAGCCUGUGGAAGGUAGGGAAUGUAAGGUAAGAAAGUGGCAGUGAAUUAAAUAAAUAGCAGAAAAAGUGCACGUGACAAAGGAAUGCAGUUUGUGCAGCAGGGUGUGAGCAACAAAUCCUCAGCUUUAGAGAGCUUUAAAUUAGCCAGGAAAAGAAAAUCUCCUCUGAUAAACGUUAUACUCAAAUGUAAAAACAACCAAGUCCCCUUUUGUGGUUUUCUAUAGUGCUGAAAUUAGCCAUAAGCCUGCAGUCCGAUAGAAUCAGCGGUUCUAAAGUUACGCUUCGUCUUGGUUAUUAAUGUAAAUUACAAAGCUAAAACGCAAAGGUUUUUCCGUGGUUGAGGCAACUUCUCUCCUGUCUUGGCGAGGCAGGAUAACAAAUUUAAAGCUGUUUGAGGUUCUAAUGGAACACACGGGGGCAGCCGCGUCCCCACGCUGCCCUAACGCCAGGCUGCGCCUCCGAUCCUGCUCCUAAUGUUUGGCAGAUGAUAGGAAGAAAUGCUUAGCUGCUUCCGAUAUUUGUUUAUAUUCGUAUUUGUAAUUAAUCCUAAUAAAAUCAAAGCUGCCCAGGCAGCUCCCUGCUUCACGAGGCUCCUGUAAUAACUGUGGUUAAUAAAUUUUACAGAAAACAGAGGUGUUGGUGCCUUAUUCAGCCCUGGGCUCACUCAAACAAGGAGCUGUAAGCCUGAUGUUUUAAGGCACGUUUGUGUCUGAAAGAUGCAGUACUGUACGUUAUUGGCUCCUUAUGAUUAAAUAAAUAAAUACUAAUCCUUUAAAAAAAAAAU
Messenger RNA from Phasianus colchicus (ring-necked pheasant), 2936 nucleotides. RefSeq names its product brain enriched myelin associated protein 1 (gene BCAS1). Gene Ontology annotation, molecular function: structural constituent of myelin sheath. The record is from RefSeq and is a predicted model, not a curated record. Gene Ontology annotation, biological process: myelination. Lineage: Eukaryota; Metazoa; Chordata; Aves; Galliformes; Phasianidae.